AUGGGCGCCCAGCAGUCGCAGCGAAAACGAAGAGUGUAUCGUGAGCUCACGGCGAGCGAGAAACGACGUUUGCACGAACAGAUCCCGAAAAAUCUCGACGAAGAGCCGACCGUUGUACAAAAAGAUUUUGGGCAUCGAAGGGAGUCCUCAACCGCCGGCUUUGGUGCUUCAAAUUUAUGCAGAAUCACUGAACUCUCAGCAACAAUUGAAGAAGUCGAAAGCGUAGAAAGGAAACGCCCAGAGAGCUUACCGAUACAUUCAGAAGCUCAACGAGCUCCAAUCGCUUGUCUAGACACCCUGGAUUCGGUUCGUGGAAGCACGGCAAGGAGCGGUGAAGAGGGGAUGCUGGGAGAGACUCUCUAUCAUUCAGUUAUUGAAAGGAGGACAAAUGAAAGACGAUCCUUUUUCCGUCGUCCAUCCUCGCACAAAGCAUCAACAUCGAGUGCAUCGAGUGGCGUCUCGAUCAAUUCUGGAGGUGGUGGUACAACAAGGGAAUCCCGGCAUCGGCGCGGGCGAUCAGUGGACUCUCCACUCACAAAAUCGCCAUCAAGCGCCGCAAUGCAGGCUCCAGUCGCCUCACCGAUCGCCUCCACGGCCGCCCCUCCCAUGCCGGAUCCAGAGCGACUCGCACAAAUGUUCGAUCAAGUUCUAAAACAAAUGGAUCUACCGGUAGACAAAGUGCGGAUUCUAAAAUCAUAUGAUGAAGCAAAGAAAUGGAAACUCGUUUGCGAUCAGCAACUGCGUGGAGUAUCACAAAGUCAAGUGAUCAGCCCGGGUGUCUAUCUAGAUAAACUUCUUUGCUAUAUGGAUCCGAAAACACUCAAGAAGAACAAGAAGAAGAUUGGCGACGAAACGUCGACGAAACUCCUCAAACACAUCGAAAUUUCGUUGAGGACAAAUAGUGUUGAUUGGGUGACCUUGUUUUUGGAUCCACCACACAACGGUCUCACUGUGCUCGUCGAUUAUCUCGAUUCACUUCUCAAUGAAGCAACUUGCAGCAGUGAAGCUUCUCCUUCAGCGAUCGCAAAUGAAUCCGAAAGCUCGGCUCUCUCUUUUGGUCUUCAGCGCAAAGUGCCUACAAAAAGUGCGGCGAAAAUCAGCAAGCAUGUGGGAGAGUUGGAGGAUGAUGUGCACGUGUGUGUCUCAUGCUUAAGAGCUAUCAUGAACAAUAAACGAGGUCUCAACAUGGUUUUCGAGAUGCCGCGAGCCAUUUAUUGCAUUGUGCGGAGUAUCUUGCACAAUAGUUUACGAACGAAAACGCUGGUGGUGCAAAUGUUGGCCACAAUUUGUAUGGUUGGUGGAGGGCAUGAGCUCGUUUCGGAUGCUUUCGACAAAUUUCGACAAGAUUUCCGUGAGGGAAAACGUUUCCAAACUCUAAUGCAUUUCAUUCGUCGCCCCACCGAAUUCCACUACGAAUUCCUCAGCUCAGCCGUUCAAUUUAUUAAUGUUUUUGUCCAUUGUGUGGAAGAUGUGAACUAUCGAGUGCAUUUACAAUAUGAAUUCUUAUUGCUUGGUAUGGAUGAAUAUGUGGAGGAGACAGCAGAAAAUUCAUCGGAUGAGCUGAAAAGUCGAAUAAGCGCAUAUCGAGAGAACGCUCUUGAUGUGGGACAAUUGAUGGAAGAUCGACGAGAAAGAGAUGAACUGCUCGAGGAAAGAACCCGACUCUCCGAUGAUCUUUCCAAAACUAAAGAACGGGUACAAGAAGUGGAAGCGAAAUGGAUUACAGACAAAGCAGCUCUCGAUUCGAGACUCAGAACGUUAAUUGCUGAAAAAGAUAGCAUUGAAGCACAGCAUGAAGCUCAAAAAGGAACCUGGAAAAAAACAUUAACGGAACGAGACCGCGCAGCUCGAGAAGCCGAAGCAAGACUUGAGCAACGAAUUCAAGAGCUAGAAGCCAUGCAGAAACAAAUGCAAGCCGGCCUACAAGUGGCUCAGCAGCAGAAGUCUCCUCCAACACCCCCACCACCGCCACCAGGCCCACACCGAGAAUCAGAUGCUGCUCCGCUGGCCUCCCAUGUCCCUCCUCCUCCAGCUCCUCCGCCACCUCCAAUCUCAACAUCCGCUCCUCCACCUCCUCCUCCUCCGCCUCCUCCACCUCCUUUGUUAGCGACAACUAAAGUCGGCGGAGGUCCACCCCCACCCCCACCUCUCCCUCCUCCGUUUGGCGGUGCCCCACCUCCUCCACCACCUCCAUUUCCCGGAGGACCUGCUGCUAAUGACGUUUUGACGAUUAAACGAGUUUAUCAUCCAAAAAACAAACUACCACAACUUAACUGGGCUGCCAUGAAACCAAAUCAAGCCAAGAACACCGUCUUUUCAGAGCUCAAUGACGAAAAUAUUAUUGAGAAAAUUGACUUCACACAUCUGGAAGAGUUGUUCAAAGUUGGCGGAGUUGUGCCAGCAGUUCAGGUGGAAGUUUCGACGGCAUCAUUGAACGGUCAAGUGAGUCCAGGCAGUGGUUCUCAAAACAGCCAGCCAGGAACUGCUCGACAUAACACAAAACUUGACACUAAACGACUUCAAAAUAUCGCAAUCACUCGUCGAAAAGUCGCUUUGGAUGCAGUAUCGAUUAUGGCCGCUGUGCAUCAAUUCGAUCUGAAAGCUCUACCUGAUGAAAAGGUUGAAAUUUUGUUGCGAAUCAUUCCAACAGACGAGGAAAGGAAAGCACUUUCCGAGGAGAGAGAGAAGGGAUUGCUUGACACACUAACUGACGAGGAUCGCUAUCUAGCAGCUCUCUGCGAGAUCGAGAGACUUGAGCACAAAUUAAAAGUGAUGCAUUACAUGGCCGAUUUCACGGAAAACGUGCAACUCAUCGCACCGCAACUAUCCCAAGUGACAGCCGCUUCGAAACGUGCGCACGAGGCGAAAAAGUUCCAAGGCGUUUUGGAGGUUCUUCUCGCUUUCGGUAACUAUAUGAACAGUGGUCGAAAGGGAGGAGUUUAUGGCUUCAAAUUAGCCUCUCUCGAAUCGAUAGCCACUCUCAAAUCGCCGACAGACCGCAACGUUUCCCUAUUACACAUGAUCACCGAAGCAAUCGAGAAAAAUUUCCCCGAUUUGCUCGGCUUUGCCGAAGAGUUGAAAUUUGUGGAAAAAGCUGGGACUGUGCAAUGGGAGAGUGUGUUGGGCGAUUUGAAAGAACUGGAAAAUGGAUGGGCGCUGGCGAGUCGGGAACGAGAAUUGAAAGGCGCCGAUUGCCCCGAUGCAUUGAGGCUAUUCAUUGAAGGGAAUUCUCAGAAAGUCGACGAGUUGACGGAAAGCUCUCGUUUAGCAAUGAAAACCUAUGAAAGUUGUUGUGAAUUUUAUGGGGAUUCACCCAAAACGAUGGCACCAAACGUUUUCUUUGCUCGACUCUCCAAAUUUGUGGCUGAUUUUUCAAAAGCGCGUGAUGAGAAUAAACAACGAGCUGCCCAAGAAAAGAGAAUGAAAGAGGAAGCGGAAAGAAAAGCACGUGCUGCAGCGAAUAAACAAAAUGGAACGGUCACGAAUGGAAAUGCACAAGUGGAACUCUUGUGUGAAUUGGCGGAAAGAAUGAAUUCUGGAAAUAUGGCGAACAAGCGUCGAACAAGAUUGGAAAAAGGAAACGUUGAACACGGAGAUUUUGAGAAGAUCAUGAAUGGACUGAAAUCACCAUUUGUCUCCGAGGGUGUUCGCCGCCGAGCAUCACCAUCACCCGCAAGAAGUCCUGCUGGCCGACCAACUGCUGCACCACGAGUUCCCCCACCGACAGCCCCAAAGACGAGAAUUGUGACGGUUGACCGGGAUAGACAA
Molecule: messenger RNA, 3768 nt
Organism: Mesorhabditis belari
Lineage: Eukaryota; Metazoa; Nematoda; Chromadorea; Rhabditida; Rhabditidae
Source: the annotation of a GenBank genome assembly